Aureobasidium musti is the source of this 672-nucleotide messenger RNA. The record is from the annotation of a GenBank genome assembly. Lineage: Eukaryota; Fungi; Ascomycota; Dothideomycetes; Dothideales; Saccotheciaceae.
AUGAUUAAUGCCCAAGGCAGCACAUACAACUCAAACAUCACACUCCGCUUCUUCCCAGAAAGCCAAGUCGGGAAAUGCGGCUACAGCAACUCCAGCGACGCUCUCACAUUUACCACCGAGAGCAUACCUCUCAAAGGAAUAGGUCACUGCUUCGACCUCGUUGAUAUCUUCGAGGGCAACUCCUCGCAAGGCUUCGUGAAUCAAACCGGAAACCUCGGUUAUGGAAGUGGAUACACCGGCGAGCCUGGCCAAGCAGGUAUUCACUGGCAAGUGGAGAAUAUGGAUAACUUCGACGCCCAGACGAACUACUCCAGCGUUCUGUAUCACCAGCACAAUCCUGACACCAACGACAAAGAGAACGCGCCAGGGACUUAUGCUGCAAGGGCGCUGUUUUUGUAUCCAGGGCAAGGUUGCGAAGAUACUCCAUCGCCGAGUAGUCAACCGCUUUCUUGGUACGGAUUGAGUUGCUGGACAGAGCCGGAGGGCACUUGUGGCACUCUUCCAUACAAGAUCGCUAGUUUUAGCAUACAGGCCACAGACGAGGGAGACGAGAAACAUGGCAAGUGCUGGGCUUUUGCAGAGAUGGGUGGCGCGGCUGGACUACAUGUUAGCUUCCAUGCCAUGGUGUCUUUGAUCGUUGGUACGCUCGUAGCAACGUGGAUUGUUGUGUAG